Molecule: messenger RNA, 5057 nt
Organism: Apodemus sylvaticus (European woodmouse)
Lineage: Eukaryota; Metazoa; Chordata; Mammalia; Rodentia; Muridae
Gene: Ikzf4
Product: IKAROS family zinc finger 4
Exons: 8
Coding region: 193-1953 (586 amino acids)
Biological process (GO): regulation of transcription by RNA polymerase II
Molecular function (GO): RNA polymerase II cis-regulatory region sequence-specific DNA binding; DNA-binding transcription factor activity
Source: RefSeq, a predicted model, not a curated record
CACACACUCACACGAGCUCUCGGCACACACACCCUGGGCUGAGUGGUUCUGCCGGCUGCAGCCGUGGGCCCCUGCUCACCGUGCGGCUGCCACUGCCUGCGAAAUGACGGCGGUUCCCCUCACUUCCAGGAAUCCACGCUUCCUGGAAGGUGAGUGGCUGGGCUCACCCCUGCCUGCCACCGAGACGCAGACAUGCACACACCACCCGCACUCCCUCGCCGUUUCCAAGGCGGCGGCCGCGUUCGCACCCCAGGGUCUCACCGGCAAGGGAAGGAUAAUCUGGAGAGGGAGCUCUCAGGAGGGUGUGCUCCGGAUUUCUUGCCUCAGGCCCAGGACUCCAACCAUUUUAUAAUGGAAUCUUUAUUUUGUGAAAGUAGCGGGGACUCAUCUCUGGAGAAGGAGUUCCUUGGGGCCCCAGUGGGGCCUUCGGUGAGCACCCCAAACAGCCAGCACUCUUCACCCAGCCGCUCGCUCAGUGCCAACUCCAUCAAGGUGGAGAUGUACAGCGAUGAGGAGUCAAGCAGACUGCUGGGGCCAGACGAACGGCUCCUGGAUAAGGAUGACAGUGUGAUUGUGGAGGACUCAUUGUCAGAGCCCUUGGGCUACUGCGAUGGAAGUGGGCCAGAGCCUCACUCCCCUGGUGGCAUCCGGCUACCCAACGGCAAGCUGAAGUGCGACGUCUGUGGCAUGGUCUGCAUCGGACCCAAUGUGCUCAUGGUGCACAAGCGCAGCCACACUGGGGAGAGGCCUUUCCACUGCAAUCAGUGCGGAGCUUCCUUCACGCAGAAGGGGAAUCUGCUGCGUCACAUCAAGCUGCACUCGGGGGAGAAGCCCUUCAAAUGCCCCUUCUGCAACUACGCCUGCCGCCGGCGUGACGCACUCACCGGCCACCUCCGCACACACUCAGUCUCCUCUCCCACCGUGGGCAAGCCCUACAAGUGCAACUACUGUGGCCGGAGCUACAAACAGCAAAGUACCCUGGAGGAACACAAGGAGAGAUGCCACAACUACCUACAGAGCCUCAGCACUGAUGCCCAGGCUUUGGCUGGCCAGCCAGGUGAUGAAAUCCGGGACCUGGAGAUGGUGCCUGACUCCAUGCUGCACCCAUCGACAGAGCGGCCAACUUUCAUUGAUCGUUUGGCCAACAGCCUCACCAAACGCAAGCGCUCCACCCCACAGAAGUUUGUAGGUGAAAAGCAGAUGCGCUUCAGCCUCUCAGACCUUCCCUAUGAUGUGAACCCCAACGGUGGCUAUGAAAAGGACGUGGAGCUGGUGGCGCACCAUGGCCUGGAACCUAGCUUCGGAGGGUCUCUAGCCUUUGUAGGUACAGAGCAUCUGCGUCCCCUCCGCCUUCCACCCACCAACUGCAUCUCCGAACUCACACCUGUCAUCAGCUCUGUGUACACCCAGAUGCAGCCCAUCCCCAGCCGACUGGACCUUCCAGGGUCCCGAGAAGCAGGUGAGGGACCCGAGGACCUGGGAGAUGGAGGCCCCCUCCUUUAUCGGGCCCGAGGCUCUCUGGCCGACCCCGGGGCAUCCCCCAGCAAUGGCUGCCAGGACUCCACAGAUACAGAGAGCAACCACGAAGAUCGGAUUGGCGGGGUGGUAUCCCUCCCUCAGGGCCCCCCACCUCAGCCUCCUCCCACCAUAGUGGUGGGCCGGCACAGUCCCGCCUAUGCCAAAGAGGACCCCAAACCGCAGGAGGGGUUACUGCGGGGCACCCCAGGCCCCUCCAAGGAAGUGCUUCGGGUGGUGGGUGAGAGUGGAGAGCCGGUGAAGGCCUUUAAGUGUGAGCACUGCCGCAUCCUCUUUCUGGACCACGUCAUGUUCACCAUCCACAUGGGUUGCCACGGCUUCAGAGACCCUUUUGAGUGUAACAUCUGCGGUUAUCACAGCCAGGAUCGGUAUGAGUUCUCCUCCCACAUCGUCCGGGGGGAACAUAAGGUGGGCUAGAGACCUCUUUCCCCGCCCCCCAGGCCUGCUCUCGGCCCCGCCCCCUCCACGCUGCCCCACCUACAGGUGUCUAGCCCAAUUCCUGUUACACCCUAAGGAGUUUUGCGUUGUAGCCCCACCCACUGGCCACCACCUCGCUUCACACUUGACUCUGACCGUCUUUGCCUGUUCCCUUCCACCCAGACCGAUUUGAGCAUUGCCUAUAUUUCUCCUUCUAACUUCUCUCUCCCCGGCACAUUUGCUUUUUUUUUAAUUAAUGACUUUUCCUUGGUCACUCCUUUACUCUUCUGCCCACGGCUCCCUUCUGCCCUAAGCCUAGAUUUUUUUUUUUAAUUUUUAUAUUAUUAUUUUAUUGUUUUGUGGAUCCCACAUCUUCCGACAGCCCCAGGGGUUGGAAGCUGCUCUCUGUGCUAAGAGACGCUUAGCUUCUUGCUUUAAUCCUCGCCCUUAUUUAUCUGACCCUUCACUCUUGAUGCUGAUACCUCCUGACAGCCCCACCUUAGCUCUGUGGCAUUAUUAUCUCCUCUCUGGGACCCUUCAGCCUGGCACUCCAUACCUCUCGUGCCCACUCACUUUAGGCAGCUUGCACUAGUCUUAAAUGAAUGAAGAAUUUCCUCAUUCGCAGGUAGGAGGGGCUGUAGAAACUCUCCCCAGGCACUGUGGACUGAGGCUUCUCUUGACCUCACCUGGCGUGACCUCACCUGGGAAUCGGAGCCCCCUAAAGACUACAUUCAGGACCUCCCUCUAGGAUGUGAUACCACCCUUCCCUCUCCCUGGCUCACCCCUCAACACCACUCUGGUCUCAACUUGCCACUCCUGUCAGUGGUGGCUUUUCUCUCCUUGGAAUGCCCCCAUUUUAUAAUCUCAGGGGCUAAGCCUAGGCCUGCGACCCUCUCUCUGACACGCCGGGAGCUGCAGGUACCUGGCCAAGAACCAGGGCAUGGGAAAGGGGAUGGGUAGAACUCUCUCCACCUGUCAAACUCUUUCACUCCAGUGACCUUCCUAGGCUCUCAGGGACUCCUCUGUCCCCAUCUUAUGAGAAACCAGUGGGUUGCUGCUCAGUGACCGGGGUCUCUCAACCCCACCAGUCACGCUGCCUUUUUCCUCUCCCUCCCAGCAGGACUCGGAGCCUCAUUGCCAGGCUCCUGGACCCUGUUAUGAUCAACGGCAGGGAGAAAGGGAUGUCUCUUUCCUCUCUACCAAUUUUCAGUAUAACCAAAAAUUGUCCCAGGAUGAAUAACACGUAUGUGCCCGUCCACCGUCCCACCCUUGCCCCAGCAAGAAUGGGACGGACACAACUGGGAGUCACCUCCACUGCCCUUCCAUACGUUAGCUCCAGACAUGGGGGAAGGAGAGGCAGUCUUCUCUGGUGGUCACAGACACUGGCUAUUCAGAUAAUCGAGGAUUCGUGAGACCAUGCAGGAGGAGGCCUAGCUCCAUUGCACGUGGAAGUCUCUCUCUACAGAGUUCCCUGGCAAGGCUACAAGCAUCCCACUCUCUGCUUCUUUGAGAUUCAAACCAAAGGCUGUUUUUCUAUAUUUAAAGAAAAUAAGAAAAGAAAAAAAAAAAAAAAAGAAAAGAAAGAAACCAAACACAACACCUCAUAAGUUAUAGUCUUGGUCUUCCCCUUCCCUUUCUCUCCCGUCCUUCCGUCCAUCUUCCUUUCCGCAUGCCCUUUCUUUCUCUCUUCUGCCUCUCCAACGCCUCACUCCCCGUCAGGAAUGGUGAGAGGCGUGAUAAACGGUGGGUAGAUCAGAUCCCGGGACUGGGGCUCUUAAGCACGCUGAAGAGAGUCUGCCUUCCCCUAUCAUGAGGAGGGUGAUGGGGUGAAAACCUUUCUUCCCUUCUUCCUUCCACGUGGCAUGGCUUCCUGUAAGGACCAGAUUAGCAGAGAGAAGCUUUGUGGACUGUUCUUCUUCCCUGGCAACGUAGCAAUAAGCAGGUGCUGCCAAAGGCAGAGAACAGGGUCUGAGCUCUGAAAGGAGUGGCCCUGAGAGAGGGGAAGGGUCCUCACAGCAGAACCUUGGCACUAAUUCCCUCUCGGGCUGGCAGCACAGCUGAGGUUACUGUCUGGGCUUCUCCUCGGAUGCUGGUUGUUGAGCCUCUUCCCAUUAGACCCGCUCCCACCUCUUCUGUGUCCGCCUGCCCGUGUAUCUGAGGAUACCUCGGAAGGAAGAGCUCCUCAGAGGCGUUAGAGCCUUAGAGAGCCCCACCCCUCCCCUUGUUUAGUCAGCCUUAGCACCUGUGACCUCCCAGGAACAGGAAGGACUGCCACUCCUCCGAGGCUAUGCUAAUGCCCAUGAGAGCAGAGGUGGAAGGGACAAGACCAGGUGCUCGGGAGGAGGGGGCGUCCCCGCUCUCUCCAGCCCACUACUGCACUUUAACCAGGGUCUUAGGUACAAAAUGCUACUUUUCAGAGCCUUCCAGCUCUGGACCCUCAGACCUCCUCAUGCUCUCUCCCAGGUCCUUUUGCAUAAAAACACACACACACAAAAAAAGUAAAGAAAAAGAAGAAAAUAACAACAAAAAAAACAAAAUGCCAAAACCCACGCAGAGAAAAGAGGUGUUCUCUGUUUUUAUCACUCUUCAAAAACAACACCACAAAAAAGUGGGGGGAAGGGAGAAAAUUUCUAAAUAGACACUUUUCCAGACCUGUUGUGUGUGUGUGUGUGUGUGUGUGUGUGUGUGUGUGUGAGUGCGUGUCAGUGUCCAAGCUGCAGUGGAAUUUUAUAAUACUUCUGGCAGCUUCUUUCCUUGUGUACAUAAUAUAUAUAUAUUUUUAAUCAGAAACUAUGAAGAUCAAAAAUAGAAUAAACACAGAAGCAAGUGCAAUACCACCUCUCCUUCUCCCCAGGGUUCCUCUGUAGCCUCUUCAGUGUCCCCUUUGACCCUUGACCUUGUCUCUCUUCCUCUGGUUUCUGACCUACCCUCCCCUUCCCUCUUUUUAAAGAGUUUUUCUCCUUUCUCAAAGGGAGUUAAACCAGUUUUUGAGACUUACUGCAAAACAUUUUGUAUAUGUAACAUACUGUAAGUAAAUAUUUGUGUAAUGGAGAAAUACUACUGUAAGUUUUGUACUGUACUGGCUGAAGGUCUGUUAUAAAUAA